This is a messenger RNA of Pecten maximus, 2460 nucleotides long. Its product is annotated as WSCD family member AGAP003962-like. Gene Ontology annotation, molecular function: sulfotransferase activity. NCBI's taxonomy places the organism in Eukaryota, Metazoa, Mollusca, Bivalvia, Pectinida, Pectinidae. The transcript has 4 exons. The coding region runs from base 645 to 1592 and encodes 315 amino acids. The record is from RefSeq and is a predicted model, not a curated record.
AUUUAAACAAACCGGCAAAGCAUAAUUUACUUUGAUGCAAUGUCCGCUUUAAAAUGGGAGUUCGAAGAUUUGAUGUGUUGAGUUUGGAAGUCUCUCAAAUCAAAAUACUCGUUUAUGAAAAAGAAGUUGAAGGAGGACUUAUUGCUGAUACACAUAACAAUAUUUAAGGAGCUGGAAGAAGAUACCGACAUGCAUCCGUAUUAUUGCGACAUAAUUUACCACGUCUUCUCGUACAUGUAUAAGUGAACCGGAGGGGAGGACAAGUGAUUGCAGUUUUUCCAGAUAGUAUCUACAUACACACAAUCACUCUUCAACCAUUCAUAGCUCAUCUGUUCACCAUACCAAAGAAGUCGUGUUAUCUCGUUCAUAGUAAAGCAUUAAUAUGCGAUUCAAGUUAAAGUCACAUCAUAUAAGACAGUUGACAAUUGCCACGUUGUCAUAUACGUUGAUCGCUAGUACCUUGUUGUACUAUUACACGCACCAGGUCUGUCAUGGCCGCGACUGCAACGCAACUGCCAUAUACAAUAAGAGAGAAUAUCCCGUUUUUAGGACAAAUCUGGAUACUGGGAAUUCGGUGGGACUAAGCAACAACAUAAAAGAAAAAAUACACACACACACUGUUAAAGGCAAAGGAAUCAAACCAGAUGAUAAACAAUCUCUUGGUCAGUUUCGGUUACGAAACAAUGCAAGGGUUGAGACUGAACACACUACAAAAGAUCUGCAAAUGGUAUUUAACGUCCGUAGUUGAUGAAAUGAAAAACAAACCACAGCAAGUUAAGAGCAACACGGAGAUAAUGCCAAUUAUGAAUAAUAAUGGGCAAGCUAUAAAUCAAAUCAUAAAAGAACCUGUGGAUGAUAGGACAAAGUUUCAGUGCAAGGGAGAUUUUAUAAGGGGGUAUAACUCACAUAUACCGAGAACGGCUCUGGCAAGUUCACCAGGGUCGGGAAACACAUGGACACGCCACUUACUACAACAGGCAACAGGUGUAAGCACAGGUAGCAUAUAUGGUGAUGCACUGCUACAACGUAAUGGUUUUAAAGACGAAAGCAAAUGUGUAAAAUCAGACACGUGUCUUGUUGUUAAAACUCAUGAAUGGAAAACCGACUACCAAUCCUAUUAUGACCGGGCUAUUUUGAUUUUGCGUCAUCCUCGGGACUCUGUCGUGUCUAGCUUUCAUUAUUUCAAUGGUGGACUCCACGUGAAGGAAGCAAAACCACAUAUGUUCCACACAGACCACUGGAUACGUUUUGCAGAGGAGCGCAUACAGUUUUGGUUUGGUCUGAAUAAUGACUGGGUUACCAAAUUUCGUAACCCCUUGUACAUUGUAUUUUAUGAAGACCUUAAAGCCAAUCCGAUCUCACAAAUAGAAAAAGCCGUAAAUUUUCUGAACUUUACAAUGACAGAAACGGACAAAAUAUGCAUGGAGAAAAAACUUCAGGGAAACUUUCAAAGGAAACAUAAUAGCAAGAUCGAUAUAGACAAAUUAUACACUGAUUCACUUAAGGUGGUAAUGGACAAACGUGUACAAGAGUUGACGACCGCUAUACAAGCUAGAUUUCCAGGUAAAUCUGUUAUAUGGACGAAAAGGUGAAAUAUGUUAUAGAAAUAUAAAGAUAAAUCAUGUAGCAUAGCUAGUAGAGAAUGACAUUUGACCACAUCAGGACUUAUAUCAGCUUUUCACUUCUAAAGGUAGCGUUUGUUUCGUCGACAGCCAAACAGCAACAGCCUGCAGGUAGCCUUGUGUGGUUUAAUUGUGUAGGGGCCCGCUAAAGGAUAUCAGAACUGGGAUAUCUUGGGGGGUUUGUUAUCAUACUUUAACGCUUGAGAACAUUUAUGAGUGGAUGUUAAUGUAUUCUUGAAGCGGUAAUGCUUCUCAGUACAACUCUUUGCUAACGAUACACGAAUACUCUACUAUAAUUAUUUCUCAUGUUGAUGUAUGUCUGUAAAUGUGUAUAUGUAACUAUAAACCACCCUGUACACAUUAAUUACCAAACCGUAUCAACAGCUCCCGUGGUAAAAAGGAGACUAUGCAUGAAAGACUGAUACUUUGUUUACAAGAUGUGAAUUAAGUGUCUUCAUCAAUAUGUUUAAAUCUUAUUGAUCAAAACUAGUUCACAGAUUUAAUGAUUUCCUAAAGAAGAGAUAAAACUACAGUUUAUAGUGAUAAAGCAGGGUUGAAAUUUCAACAUAUUAUCUGGUCCAAAUAAUGCUCUCUAAAUUAAAACCGAAAGUUGAUAAUGAAUUCACAAGGGCGUUCAAUGAUUAAGGAACACGUUUCCUCAUGAUGUGGACAGAAAUAACCAUGGCUUUACAGCGUGAUAGGCUUGCUACAGGUCUCUUAUAGUCUUUGAACUUUCUCAACUAUUGUAUGACAUCACGACAACAAUACGAUGAUGUAACGUCGACAAUUCAAUCACGUCAUGUCAACACUUCCUUGCAUUAAUUAAACUUCAAUCUUA